CGAGCCCCGGCUCUGCGCCUUCCGCACAGCUCCGUGUGCCGCGGCCGAGCUGCUGGCUGCUUCUUGCCGGCCUUGUUUUCACGUAGGCAAGGGGUGCGUGUUCCUGCUCUGUCUGUAAUCCUGUGAGUAACGCCCCUUUCUCCCUCCCUUAGCAUGUCCAAAAUACUGAAAUGUGCAGGAAACGAAGAUAUCAUCACUCUCCGAGCAGAAGACAAUGCGGAUACCUUGGCUCUAGUGUUUGAAGCACCAAAUCAGGAAAAGGUUUCUGAUUAUGAGAUGAAACUAAUGGAUCUUGAUGUGGAGCAGCUUGGAAUUCCAGAACAAGAAUACAGUUGUGUAGUGAAAAUGCCCUCCGCUGAAUUCGCACGCAUCUGUAGAGAUCUCAGCCACAUUGGCGAUGCAGUUGUCAUCUCCUGUGCAAAAGAUGGUGUGAAAUUUUCAGCUAAUGGAGAGCUGGGCAAUGGAAACAUCAAACUGUCGCAGACCAGCAAUGUGGAUAAAGAGGAAGAAGCUGUUACAAUAGAGAUGAAUGAGCCAGUCCAAUUGACCUUUGCUCUGAGGUACUUGAACUUUUUUACCAAAGCCACUCCCCUGUCACCUACAGUAACACUCAGCAUGUCUGCAGAUGUUCCUCUUGUUGUGGAGUACAAGAUUGCUGACAUGGGACACUUAAAAUACUACCUGGCUCCAAAGAUUGAAGACCAACAAGAAGGCUCUUAAUUGGAGUAGGACUGAGGGGGAGAUCUGAG
Molecule: messenger RNA, 749 nt
Organism: Athene cunicularia (burrowing owl)
Lineage: Eukaryota; Metazoa; Chordata; Aves; Strigiformes; Strigidae
Gene: PCNA
Product: proliferating cell nuclear antigen
Exons: 5
Coding region: 154-720 (188 amino acids)
Biological process (GO): mismatch repair; leading strand elongation; translesion synthesis
Cellular component (GO): PCNA complex
Molecular function (GO): DNA polymerase processivity factor activity; DNA binding
Source: RefSeq, a predicted model, not a curated record